CUGGAAAUCCAAGGAACACUUGUGAGUGUGCAAAUGCAGAAGCUCAGCUGUUGUGUAGCACACGUCUCCUUGUGUCACAGCUGCACGAUUCAACGCUAGGAGUUGCUUCCUAAGCCUUAUUGAUCUGCUUUGAGUGACUGGGAAUCGUUCCCGAUCCUGAGAACUAAGUGCGACCGUGCUGCUACGUGCGUCUCUCGCUUCUCUGCCACUUGCGGCAGAGAAGGCAGGGCAGGCUGCUGUGAGGAUGGAUUGUCGCUUCCAGGCUCUGGCACCAUAAGGAUCUGAUGUGCAUGUGGAGUCCCCGGAGGGCCGCUGGGAAGCAGGGAGGCAAAGCGAGAAACAGAAACAGGCAGCGAGGGGGACGCCAGUGAUACGCACGUGCCAUUCAGUUCCAUCACUGUGUGAAUAUUAUGAGCAGCCUUUCCUCUUUGUGCCAGUAUUUCCAUAGUAACCUGCUGACCGGGCAAACCUGGCGAUUGGGCGCACCUGGAAUGGCAGCGGGCAGGUAACUUGGGACCUUCCCCCUGUUCCUUGGGUUAUUGUGCAGCCGACACGCCGCAGCAGUUACAGAACAGUAAUGUGUAAAGACAAGUUCCCCAUUCAGCACCUGAAUGUAUGUACUUACAGAAGGGUUUUAAGUGGGACACUAUCAACAGCUGGGAUAGAGAGCCACAAGGCCUUGGGUGCAACUAUAUGUCUAAGAUGAAUGCAGCUAACUACAGACCAAACAAGUGGUAAAACAACUAAACAAACCAAUCACCCUUUCCUACAGCAAGGCAAAUGAAUUCACAUUCUCUCUGCACAGCUGAAUAUAUUUAACCUGAACAGAAAAUGAAGAUGGGGAAAAAAAAAAUAAAAGCAACUGCAUUAAUGUUUCUCCCCCCAGUUGCCAGCUCGAACAUAAGUGAUAUUCAUAUCGUACCACUUCAAGGAGAGCACUUGGAAAAUGAUCUGCCAUUGUUGGACUUAAUGAAGACCACUGUAUUAUUGAGGCAUUGAAUUGUAAUGUUCAUCAUCCGGUUGCUGAGGUGUAGAUUAAAGGUUUAUAGACAAGAUGUAAAUCUUCCACAGGAUGGAAAGGAGUGAAGAAUGCGAGCGAUAGCAACUGGGGUUUCAGCACUCGAUGGAUAUGUGCUUCACGCAGUGACUGGUUUUUAAUGCGAUAUGCUGAUACUGAAGGCUCAGAGACAAAAUUACAAAGUUUAUUGCCUCUGUCCUCUGUUUUUAAUCAUUCUCUGAACUGUGUCAAGUUCAGAAAACUAUUGUGAUGGAAAAAAAGGCACCUGUCUGUAUUUGCAACUCCUGAAUUGUGGAUUAGUUUGCUGAGGAAUUUCCACUCCAAAGGGCAGAAGUUAGAUGUGAUGGAUUUAUCUUCAGAAAUGAGCAAGCAUGCGAAGAAUCCAAUAAGUCAUAAGCUGGAAGAUCAGAAAAAGAUUUACACUGACUGGGCAAAUCACUACCUAACAAAGUCUGGUCACAAGAGACUGAUAAAGGAUUUGCAACAAGACAUCGCUGAUGGUGUAUUGCUGGCUGAAAUUAUCCAAAUCAUUGCAAAUGAAAAAGUUGAAGAUAUCAAUGGCUGUCCAAAGAGCCAAUCACAGAUGAUUGAGAAUGUCGAUGUCUGUCUUAACUUUCUGUCGGUGAGAGGGGUUAAUGUCCAGGGUCUUUCUGCAGAAGAAAUAAGGAAUGGAAAUUUGAAAGCCAUUUUAGGACUGUUUUUCAGUCUGUCACGAUUCAAACAGCAGCAGCAUCAGCAGCAACAGUAUUAUCAGUCACUAGUAGAACUUCAGCAGCAUGUGACUCAUUCCUCUUCUGAAACCAGCCAACCCAAAACACUAGAUAUGCAGUCCAGUCUGACAGCCAGAUAUGCAACUCAGUCUAAUCACAGUGGAAUUGCAAGCAAUCAAAAAAAGACUACUAGACUUCCAGGUCCUUCCCGGGUGCCAGCUGCAGGCAGCAGUACCAAGGGUCAGGGAACAGCUAAUUUAAAUCGAAGAAGUCAGAGCUUUAACAGCAUUGACAAAAAUAAACCACCUCAUUAUGCAAAUGGAAAUGAAAAAGAAUCACCAAAAGGCCCUCAGCAGUCUGCAGGCAUGAAUGGAAAUGUGCAAUAUCCCACUAGCUCUGGUCAGCAAGUGGCCUCUGCCAUACCCUCCCCAAGUGCCAAUAAGCCUUGGCGCAGCAAAUCCAUGAAUGUCAAACAUAGUGCCACUUCUACCAUGCUCUCUGUAAAGCAGCCCAGCCCUGCAACCUCCCCAACCCUAUCUUCAGAUAGACUAAAACCUCCAUUGUCCGAGGGAAGUAAAACGUCAUCUUCUGCGCAAAAAUCCAUGCUUGAAAAAUUUAAACUUAAUUCCAGGGGUUCAUUAAGGUCCCAGUCUUCAUCUAAUGAAGUAAUUCGAGAGGAUGACAUUUUAUCAGAAUGCGGAGAAAAUGAUGGUGGUUCCAGCUUUAACAGCCCCAAAGUGUCACCCAAAUUAGCACCUCUGAAAGCUGGAAGCAAAAAUAUUAGCAAUAAAAAGUUGUUGCCUCAGCCAAAAGAUAAAGAUGAUAAAAACCGGGAUAAAAACAAGUCUAAUUCAGAAAAAGCUGCUAAAGAGGAAAAGGAACAAACAUCGGAAGGAUCAAAGAAGAGUUCAAAAAUUGCAAGUUUGAUCCCCAAAGGAAGCAAAACAGCCGCUGUUAAGAAGGACAGUUUGAUUCCCUUAUCAAGUGGGAUACCUAAACCGGGGUCAAAAGUGCCUGCAGCAAAGCAGACCACAUCUCCUGGUUCUGCAGCUGCCAAAGAGCCAGAAAAAAGCAGGACUACUAAAGGCAGUCAAACUCAGUUAACACAAAAAACAUCUGCCAGUGAAAAGGCAACUACUCCCUUGGAAGGAAAGACAUCUUCUUCUUCUUCCACAGGCACAGGAAAUGGUACUGUGCAACUCCCUCAACAGCAGUACACUCACCCGAAUACUGCUACUGUGGCACCUUUCAUUUACAGAACACACACUGAUAAUGACAGCACUUUAGUACCACCUGCUGACUCCUGCACAAGUCCAACGAAGGGUGAAUCUUCAUACAGUAAGACUGCCAAACAGUGCCUAGAGGAGAUAUCUGGAGAAGAUCCAGAGACACGGAGAAUGAGAACUGUAAAGAAUAUUGCAGAUCUAAGGCAAAACCUUGAAGAAACUAUGUCUAGCUUAAGAGGAACACAAAUCACUCACAGUACAUUGGAGACAACAUUUGAUAGCACUGUGACCACUGAAAUUAGUGGAAGAAAUUUACCAAGUUUAACAAGCCGUUCCUCUGCAAUGACAUGGAGACUUGGUCAAGCAAGUCCUAGGCUUCAGGCUGGAGAUGCUCCUUCCUUGGUUGGUGCUUACCCACGAAACAAUCAAAGUCGCUUUAUACAUACAGACCCCUCUCGGUUUAUGUACACUACUCCUCUUCGACGUGCUGCCAUUUCCCGCCUUGGUAAUAUUUCACAAGUUGAGAUCAGUGAAAAAGGAUGUCAUGACCUUGACAUAGCUUCAGAGUUGGAUGUAGGAGGUUAUAUGAGUGAUGGUGAUAUUCUUGGAAAGAGUCUUAGAACCGAUGAUAUUAAUAGUGGUUAUUUGACCGACGGGGGCCUCAAUCUGUAUACCAGAAGUCUUAAUAGAAUACCUGACCUUGCGGCCUCUCGUGAUGUUAUCCACAGGGGUGUACAUGAUGUCACUGUUGAUGCAGACAGCUGGGAUGACAGUAGUUCUGCUAGCAGUGGUCUUAGUGACACUCUUGAUAACCUCAGUACCGAAGACCUAAAUACAUCAUCUAUCAGUUCCUAUACUAAUGUUACUUCUCCAAGAAAGGGUAAUCAAACACAGUUAAAGACGGAUGCAGAGAAGCAUUUGUUAACCGAUUCUGAGCCUUGGUGCAAUGAUGAUUUAAAGAAACAAGAUGAUGACGUUGACAUCACCCUAGACACAAGUGGUAAAUGGAAAUCAGGUUUUUCUGAAGAAGCAGAUAAAGCAGGGCAGAAAUCUUUAUCCGUCUCUCAGACUGGAUCUUGGAGACGAGGCAUGACUGCUCAAAUUGGAUCAACCUCACCACGGCAAAAAUCAGGAAGUAGUUCCCUUAAAACACCAGGGAAAACAGAUGAUGUUAAGGCCUCUGAAAAGGUAAAAUCACCACUGAAAGGUACCACUCUACAACGCUCUCCCUCAGAUGCAGGAAAAAGCAGUGGUGAUGAGGGGAAGAAACCACCAUCUGGAAUUGCCAGACCAACCACCACCGGUUCCUUUGGUUUUAAAAAGGCUGGGGUGGGAUCUCCAAAUAUGGUAUCAGGAAGUGGUGCAACAAUUAACAGUGGCUCAGCAACUCUGGGAAAAAUUCCUAAAUCAGCAUGCAUUGGUGGAAAGGGAGCAGGAAGAAAAACUAGCCUUGAUGGUUCACAAAAUCAAGAUGAUACUGUGUUACUGGGUAAUUCAAAAACUGCCCUACAAUAUCGCAGUUUGCCACGUCCUUCCAAGUCAAGCACAAGUGGUAUUCCAGGAAGAGGAGGUCAUAGGUCAAGCACAAGCAGCAUUGACUCUAAUGUUAGUAGCAAGUCAGCAGGUGCUUCAGCAACAAAACUAAGAGAGCCCUCAAAAAUUGGUUCAGGUGGCUCAAGUCCUGUCACCAUAAAUCAGACCGAUAAGGAAAAGGAAAAAGUGUCAGAUUCAGAGAGUUUAUCCUUGUCAAGUUCUCCCAAAUCUAGUCCGACAUCAGCGAAUGCCUGUGGCACACAAGGACUUCGUCAGCCAGGAUCAAAAUAUCCUGAUAUUGCCUCACCCACUUUCCGACGGUUGUUUGGUUCAAAAGCUGGAAAUAAAUCAACGUCUGCUGGCAGUACUGAUGGUGGGAAGACCACUUCUGUGAUGCCCAGCCCUAGUAGCACAUCUUUGGCCAGACAAGGCAGUUUGGAUUCACCUUCAUCUGGUACAGGCAGUAUGGGCAGUGCUGGAGGACAAAGUGGGUGCAGCAGUCCUCUCUUCAGUAAGGCUAAUGAGCUCAUUCCUGAUGUCAUAAGCUUAAGCCAAUCACUGGCUACAAGCCCUGCAUCUAUUCACUCAUUUACAUCAGGAGGCCAGGUAUGGACAACAAAUUUGAGCAGUUCUUCAGCUGGGAGCAAGGACACGCCUAGUUACCAAUCAAUGACAAGCCUUCAUACAAGCUCAGAGUCUAUUGAUUUACCGCUUAGUCAUCAUGGCUCCCUUUCUGGAUUGACAGCAAGCACACAGGAUGUGCAAAGCCUGUUAAUGAGAACUGGUAGUGUGAGAUCCACACUCUCAGAAAGGGGUUUUCUUUACUUUAACAGUAUGCAACUUGACCGAAAUACACUUCCCAAAAAAGGACUCAGAUACACUCCAUCAUCCCGCCAGACCAGUCAAGAAGAAGGUAAGGAGUGGUUACGUUCUCAUUCCACUGGAGGCCUUCAGGACACUGGUAGCCAGUCCCCACUCUCUCCCUCUGGCAUGCCAUAUUCUGCUACUGGAAAAUAUCAUUACACCAAUCUGGUAAGCCCAACCAAUCUGUCUCAGUUUAGUAUUCCUGGACCAAGCAUGAUGAGAUCCAAUAGCAUUCCAGCACAAGAUUCUUCCUUUGAUUUGUAUGUAGACUCACAGUUAUGUGGAAGCGCUGCAUCUUUAGACGAAAGACAAAGGGCAAUCAGUCAUUCUGGAUCCUUUAGAGAUAGCAUGGAAGAAGUCCAUGGAUCUUCCUUAUCCCUGGUUUCCAGCACAUCAUCUCUCUACUCUACUACUGAAGAAAAGGCUCAUUCAGAGCAAAUCCAGAAACUUCGGAGGGAGUUGGUUGCCUCACAAGUAAAAGUGGCCACAUUAACAUCGCAGCUUUCAGCAAACUCCCAUUUGGUGGCAGCUUUUGAAAAGAGCUUAGGAAAUAUGACUGGAAGGCUGCAAAGCUUAACAAUGACAGCCGAACAAAAGGAAUCUGAGCUCACUGAAUUAAAAGAAACCAUAGAGAUGCUAAAGACCCAGAAUUCAGCUGCACAAGCUGCAAUCCAAGGAGCACUCAAUGGCUCUGAUUAUUGUCACAAAGAUAUGCGGAUUAGAAGACAGCACUCAUCAGAGAGUGUAUCCAGUGUUAAUAGUGCUACCAGUCAUUCCAGCAUUGGCAGUGCCAAUGAUGCUGAGUCCAAGAAAAAGAAAAAGAAAAACUGGUUGCGAAGUUCUUUUAAACAAGCAUUUGGCAAGAAAAAGUCCAACAAACCUCCGUCUUCCCAUUCAGAUAUUGAAGAACUCACAGAUUCAUCUGUGCCCUCCUCACCAAAAUUACAGCACAGUACAGAUGAUGCAGGUUCAUCAUUACUGAAACUAUCCCAAUCUAGCACAGAGAUUUGUGAAUGCACAGAAGCUGAGGCUGAAAUUAUCUUGCAGCUUAAAGGUGAACUCAGAGAAAAGGAACUGAAACUAACAGACAUACGUCUUGAGGCUCUCAGCUCAGCACAUCAUCUUGACCAAAUCAGAGAAGCAAUGAACUGCAUGCAGAAUGAAAUUGAAAUAUUGAAAGCAGAAAAUGAUAGAUUAAAAGCAGAAACAAGCAGUCCUGGAAAAACAGUUAGACCUUCUUCAGAAUCCUCAAGUUGCACUUCAUCUUCCUCACGUCAGUCCUUGGGACUCUCUUUAAAUAAUCUGAAUGUUUCAGAUCACUUCACAGCAGACAACAUACUGGAUGAUAUGAGAGAUGGAACCUUCCAAAAAGAAGGAUGUAGUGUUAAAAUUAUUGUCUCCAUAAAUAAAGGAUUUGGACGUAAGAAGGAUGCAAAGAGUCGUUUCUAUUUAAUAGGAUCCAUUGGAGUAAGUGGGAAAACCAAAUGGGACGUUCUAGAUGCAGUUAUUAGACGCCUGUUUAAGGAAUACAUAUACCGUUUGGAUCCUGCUGCUAAUUUGGGCUUAACCUCUGACUCCAUCUCCAGUUACUGCAUAGGGGAUAUAAUUCGAGCAAACAAUUCUGAAGUGCCUGAAAUGCUACCUUGUGGAUAUUUGGUAGGAGAUAACAACACAAUCACUGUGAACCUUAAAGGAUUAGAGGAAAACAGUUUGGACAGUAUUGUGUUUGAUACGCUCAUUCCUAAACCAAUUAUUCAGCGCUACAUUAAUUUAUUGAUGGAACAUCACAGGAUUAUAUUAUCCGGGCCCAGCGGCACAGGGAAGACAUAUCUAGCAAACAAACUUGCGGAAUAUAUUAUAAAUAAAAAUGGCAGAAAGAAAAUUGAGGAAGCAGUUGCAACCUUUAAUGUGGAUCACAAAUCAAGCAAAGAACUGCGGCAAUAUUUAGCAAACCUUGCUGAUCAGUACAGUGCCAAUAAUGAUAGAGACCACCCUUUGGUAAUAAUUCUUGAUAAUCUUCACCAUAUUGGAUCUCUGAGUGAUAUCUUCAAUGGAUUUCUAAAUUGCAAAUACAGUAAAUGCCCAUAUAUCAUUGGGACAAUGAAUCAAAGUAUUUCAUGCUCACCAAAUUUAGAGCUGCACCACAAUUUCAGGUGGGUACUCUGUUCAAAUCAUACUGAUCCAGUUAAAGGCUUCCUUGGAAGGUACUUGCGACGAAAACUAAUUGAAAUAGAGAUAGAGCAAAACAUGAGGAAUAAUGACCUUAUAAAAAUCAUUGAGUGGGUUCCAAAAGCUUGGCACCAUAUCAAUGACUUCUUGGAAACACAUAGUUCCUCAGAUGUAACCAUUGGUCCCCGACUUUUCCUUUCCUGCCCAAUGGAUGUGGAUGGAUCUAAAAUAUGGUAUACAGACCUUUGGAACUAUUCAGUAAUUCCUUAUCUGCUGGAGGCAGUGAGAGAGGGACUACAGAUGUAUGGAAAAAGAGCCCCUUGGGAAGAUCCAUCAAAGUGGGUAUUGGAGACAUUUCCUUGGAGUACUUCAUCACAACAGCAAAGCCCAGCCUUAUUACAGUUGAGACCAGAGGAUGUGGGCUAUGAUGGAUUUGCCACUGCCAAAGAGGGAACAACCUCAAAAAAUGUUUCACGGAGCGAAAAAGAGGGUGACCCAUUGAUGAAUAUGUUAAUGCGACUCCAAGAAGCAGCCAAUUUCUCUAGUGCACAAAGCUGUGACAGCGAUAGCACAAGCCACCAUGAUGAAAUUCUGGAUCCGUCACUUGAAUCAACGCUUUAAACAGAAAAUCACAGAUGUGGAAUUGUUGCUGAAAAAGAAACGUGUUAUUUCCACUCGAUCACUGCCAUUUGUAAAGCAGCACACUAAAGGCACAGAAACAGGAAAAUAUCCUGGUUGGCAGCGGAAAGUCGAAGUAAAAACUGCGGCGGAUUGCUUGAAUUAAUUUAAUUUUAAUGUCAGUGGAUUAGAAUGAGACUCAUUUAAUUAACUAGAGAGGGCCCUAGACAGAGGGCAAACAAGCAGAUUGCACAAUUGUUAGCCAAACUGGAAUUAUUUUGGUUUCCAAAAGGUUUACAGCACAGGUUCUGUGUAUAAUGCAUUUUCUUCUUUGAUGAUAUACUGUAUCCAUUGUGCAGUGCUUUUUCUUAAUAUUUUUUAAAAAAUCCACUUCAAACCUCUGAUGUAAUACAUGGUGCCGGUCACAUGACUACAUUGGUGAGAUUGUUGUGUACUGCCUCCAAGGUCAAUCAGAAGAAAGGUCCUCAGAGAAGCACAAAAGUGAUAUGUGCAACCAGAAAAUCUACUGUGAUAUACUGGAUAAGUGCCAAUUGUAAUUCUGAACUGCCAUUCUCAUGGUUAUGAACAAUGCAGUGUAUCUAAUUCAUAUUGUUUAAGUUGAGUGUUCUUUGUCAUCAUGUUGUUUAAUAGCCAACUCUCUGCCCAGCUUCACCUAUUUAUUGUCAAUAAUGAAUGAACACUGAUUAAGGUUUUGCUCAGUUUCAUCUCAGUAAGCCUUAGCAGUGAACAAAGAGAAACAUUUCCUAUGGUGCUGUCUCACUGCCUUAAUAUCAUAAUGCUUUACCAGUCAGGCAUUGCCCAAGAACCAUUGUUGUUUUUCUGCUGCUUAUGUUUUAGUAUUUGAAUAAUGAAUUGCCCAUUGAGUUCUCUCUCAUUUAAAGGGAUACUGUCAUGGGGAAAAAAUUUUUUUUUUCAAAAUGAAUCAGUUAAUAGUGC
Molecule: messenger RNA, 9095 nt
Organism: Xenopus laevis (African clawed frog)
Lineage: Eukaryota; Metazoa; Chordata; Amphibia; Anura; Pipidae
Gene: nav3.L
Product: neuron navigator 3 L homeolog
Exons: 44
Coding region: 1362-8141 (2259 amino acids)
Biological process (GO): neurogenesis; nervous system development
Cellular component (GO): nuclear outer membrane; cytoskeleton
Molecular function (GO): ATP binding; ATP hydrolysis activity
Source: RefSeq, a predicted model, not a curated record